Messenger RNA from Laccaria bicolor S238N-H82, 3942 nucleotides. RefSeq lists its product as uncharacterized. The record is from RefSeq and is a predicted model, not a curated record. Lineage: Eukaryota; Fungi; Basidiomycota; Agaricomycetes; Agaricales; Hydnangiaceae. Bases 1 to 3942 code for a protein of 1313 amino acids. The transcript has 6 exons.
AUGGGCCGAUCAGACUCCGAGUCCUCAAUUGUCGAGGUAUCCUCUGAAGAAACGCAGUUCGUGCCGCAGGAAGGGGACGACGAGGUGCUAUGGACCGUCCUCCACAUCACCGCGGAGAGGAAGGGAAUGUACAAGGUCAAGUGGGACGGCGUUGACCCAAAAACGGGCAAACCGUGGCCUCAAUCUUGGGUCGCGAAACAUGAUGUUACCGAUGACCUGAGGCACGCCUGGAAGCUUAAACAAGCGAAGAAGAAAAAAGGGGAAGAAGAGAGGAUGAAAUUGAAGAAACGAGAAUCAACCGCAUCUAAGAGGUCUCGCGCCUCCAAGGCACCCAGUACUUCGUCGACUACAACAACUCUCAAGCAAAGAGGUCAAUCCGCCACUACUACACGUACACCGAUACCCGGAGACUCUGACGACGACGGCAUGCCACCACCUCCACCUCCCACAACAGCUAAACGCAAACACUCCUCCACCUCCACCUCCAGCUCAGCGAAGAAAUUCAAGGAAGAUCCCGACGCAGAGUCAACCCGCCCUGCGAAAAAGCGAAAACUCGACCCGGAAGUUAAUUCCAAGCCUGCAAACUCGUCAGGGAGCAAGGGGAAAGAACCAGUCAACGGAGAAGCCGCCCGUACAACCCGUAAACUUUCUGUGCCAACACGGGGCGGCAAGAGAAGCGUUUCUCGCGCCCAGGCGCACGAGGACAGUUCUGAUGAAGAAAUGAGGCUCCCUACUCCCGUUGCUAGACCAACCGUCAAGAACAAGGGAAAGGGCAAGGCGCGCCCGGAUCCAGACACCGAUAAUGAAGUGAUCAGCAUCAAGAGCUCUUCAUCCGCAGCCUCCGAACAUAUACAGGAGAUGUUGGACGCGAUUCCCCCUGAAUCCGAUGUCGACGAUGAUGUUGAUGUUGGAGAUUCUAAGAAGGAGGGCGCGGCCGGUAAGAAGCCGCACAUACAGAAGCGAACGGCGGGAUCGAUCAAAACUAUGACGAAAAUCGAAGUGUUGGUCUACGAUAAGCGGGGAAAUUUCAUCCAUGGGAAGCAAAAACAGACCACAGAGGUCGACGUUGUUGAAACGACGUCUACCAAGCCAAGACCUCGCAGUCACACUCCGAUAUUGACGCCUAGGACGCUACAACGUUUGGAGGAACAUGAUCGGGAGGUACCGGUCCAGGAAGAGCCACGGGAACAAUUGAUUAUCACAUCUAAACUGAAGACACCACCGGCGGCUGAGGAAGAGCCAGCGAAGGCCAAGGUGCCUUUGUUCUUUGCUGUUACGCCGGAGCCCGAUUACCACUAUGAAGAGCCGGAACAUGGUGCGCCGUCUGUCCUUGAUCAAGACGAGCACGAGGGCGGGAGGUUGGAGGACGGGGAUUUACAGGACGACGAAUCGAUCGUUGGGGAGUUGACAUAUCCUGAUCAAAUGCAAGUCGAUCACCCAGAACCAGUCCAUCCCGAGGAAGAAAUUAUACCAGCCAAGCCAUCUACAACGACCUCGAAACCGAACGGUAUCCGCCGCGGACAUACACCUGAAGACCUUCCAGGACGCGUGGCAGACAUUAUCCUCCGUGCACGAACCAACAUCCUCAGGAUCAGGAAAGAACCGACUCUACCUGAAAUCGUACCUGAAACAGAGACGGAUUCAUCUAAUCGGAAUACCGAGUCUCAGGACUCCCAGCCCCAUCAAGAAAAAGCGGCAUUGCCAUCUAUCGUCGUACCCCUCACAGCUACACGUUCAGAGCGUCUAAUCUCAAAGAUGAUGCCUCGCUCGCCGCACUCACGGGGUGGCUCGCGCGUAUCGGUGAUUGAUGAAGAACGGUUCGGUACCCCCUUCGAAACACCAUACGAGAAUGAUGAUGAUGCCUGUAAUCAAGACAUUACGGUUCUCUCUCUAGUCAGCAGGGAAGCCACACCAGAUAGGUCUGUGGGCAUCCACAACACCAAGAAACCUCUCCGGCCUCUACCAGUGAUAUCACCUUCGGCAUUCGCUCCCCACCUCCCUUCGUCGUCGUUAAUCGAAUCGACUGCUGAUCCUGUGGAGGAGGAAGACGAGCUUAUGAGUUCCAUUGAGCAGUUUGAGUCGCCGGAUAAGGCGUCGUCGUACGUUGCACAACGUGGACGCGAGUUGGCCAAGGCGGCGGGGCGGGUAAGGGGGUCGGAGGAUGAGAAGGAGAAGGAGAGGAGGAAGAGGAUUACGCUUGAUGAGAUAAAAGCGAAAGCGGGGGUUGCGCGUGGGAAGGAGGAGAAGGAGAAGGAAGUUUCGGUUGUUUCUUCUCGUGUUUCUGGUUCUGGUUCUCCCUCUCCCUCUCGGUCUCACACCAGUGCGAAGAACAACGAACAUGCCGAUGACGAUCCUAUCCAGGUUGAUGACGUACAAGAAACACAGGACGAGGAGAAGACUCAGCCUUCAGCGGACGAUUCUGGACCGCGCAAGCACGUGUCUGUUGUUUGUGAAGAGGAAGAAGAGUCGACUCAGGAUCUGUUGCAAGAGCGUUGGGUGUAUGAGCAGCAGCAACGUGGAGUGGGAGAAGUGGACGUGGAUGUGGAUGUGGAUUUACAUGCUGGGUGGGGUGUACCUGUGGAUGAUGGGCAUGAUGAGCAGCCAAGUGGAGAUGAGCAAGAUGAGCAAGAUGAACCAUCUCGUGAGGAGGAGGAUUUCGUCGUGCAUGAGGAGGAUCUUCUCCUGCAUGAUCAGGACGCUGAGGGUGAAUUGGAGGAUAAUAUACCUGACUUUUCUAUGGAACAACCUAGCUCAUCCCCACCCAUACCGUCUAAUGAAAACGAACCUCCUACUUUCCCGAGGGAACCUAGCAUUCCUCCACUUCCGGCCAAGUCACGCUCGAGGUCGCAAUCCAAGUCCUCUAGGGGUUCUGCUAACAAACAACGUCAAGCGCAAGAGACGGCUCAGGAGCCCGAAAUUCCAGCGACUAACUCAACCCGUCAUGAAACACCUCCAGUUGCCAAAGCUCCGGAAAUAGAGACUGACGAUGAGCGACCUCACCUUGAAAUGGCGAUGUCGCUCUUGAACAAGAAGUCGGGCGAGAUUUACCAGAUGGAACAGCUCAUAGUCGCUGAGCAAGAGAAAAACGCGGCCAUUCUUGCGGAAAUGGCUUCCCUCCGAGAGCAGCUGAAGCAAGCGAACGCUCAACCUUCUGAACGACAUGUGACAGACGCCGAUGCGAUAGUUGCUUUGGAGAGGAAGAAGUGGGAAGAGGAACGGGCAGCUAUGAAUGCGUCACUGCAACGCGGUAUAGAACUCAAGGAGUCAGCAGAGAAAGACCGUGAUUUUUUCCGUGCGGAACACUCCAAAGCAUCGAGCUUUGUGUUGUCAGUUCGGAGUGAAAACAUGGAGCUGGAAAAGCGGGUUCAGAUAGCGGAGGGACAAGCCAAGGUUGGCGUUGCUCAGGUCAAAGCCGUCUUUGCGACCCAUAUCGAAGCUGCUAAGCGGGACGCCAGGGAAUGGCGGAUGCAGGCUACCUUCAUGAGGGAGAAGAUCGACCGCACCAACGACGAGAUACGUCGUCGUGCUGCUGAGGAACCCGAGCUUAGGGCGAGGUGCGAGGACCUCGAUGAAGAGCUCGAGUCUAUGCAGGAACAAAUCACAAAUAUGGAGGAAGAGAUCAAGCGGAAGAACGAGCAGAUUAUGCAUCUGGAAGUCGAGCGGGAGAACUGGAAGCAGGAGGCUGCAAAGUUGAGCGACGACUUGAAUGAGGCGAAUGCGAAGCUGGAUUACCUUGGGAAGAAGGGGCUGAGUGAGGCGGAGGUGAAUGCUAAUGGCCACGAGUUUGUUUAUCGUUGUGAAUGGCGGGAAGAUGGUCCUUGUGAAGCUGUGUUUUUGAAAAAAGGGGACAUCUUAACCUUGACUGAUAUCUGUCUCCAUCUUGGUUUUAGAGUAGAAAAAUCUUUUUAUCUCUGUAUUCAGCGUUCGAUCAUGGGUGACUGA